Molecule: messenger RNA, 3183 nt
Organism: Lactuca sativa (garden lettuce)
Lineage: Eukaryota; Viridiplantae; Streptophyta; Magnoliopsida; Asterales; Asteraceae
Product: pentatricopeptide repeat-containing protein At2g27610
Biological process (GO): RNA modification
Cellular component (GO): intracellular membrane-bounded organelle
Molecular function (GO): protein binding; RNA binding
Source: RefSeq, a predicted model, not a curated record
UUGUAAUAUCGGGAGAUGGUCGAUGGUGGGAGACGACAUCACUAAUGGGAUUUACUAAUCCCAACAAUAGAAUAAACACAUGACAACAGAAACAAUUUAACAAAUUAUUCUAAGGCAAGUUAAGAUCCAAACCCUACAAAGUUCUAGGGGAAUACAUGAAACACAUUGUGUAUACUACUAAGUUCUAGGGGAAAUUCUAACUUGAAAACUUGAGAUCCGGUUUCUCAAAAAUAUCUAACGGGCCAAUAUACCUGAGACUCAAUUUUCCUUUCUUCCCAAAACGCAUCACUCAUUUCCAAUGCGAUAUUUCCAACAUAAAUAAAUCAUCGGGAUUCAUCUUGAAAUGUCUCUUCUUCAAAUUUGCACAACUUCUUUGUCGGUCUUGGGCCGCUUUCAUGUGAGUUUGGACAAUCUUGAUCUUUUCAUUGGUAAUCCUUACCAAUUUUGGUCUCGUAAACUUCUUCUCACCCAUUUCUAACCAACACAUGUGUGUCCCACACUUUCUUCCAUAUAAAGCUUCAUACGAGGGCAUUCCAAUACUCGAAUGAAAACUGUUAUUGUGAGCAAAAUCUAUCAAUGUCAAGUGCUCAUCUCAUUUACCGUUGAAAUCGAUAUCCAUUAUCCAGCCGAACCCAAAAAAAAAUAAAAAUAAAAAAUAAAAUCACCUUCAUGAAUGAAUGGCCAUUGGCCACUAAAUGGGCUCUUUUUAUAUAGUGUAGUUAUAGUUAUAUCUUGAAUAAAAGAGAAAAAAGAAAAGAAAAGGUGCAACACUUUUAAAAGCGGCUGUCGUCACUGUCAACUCCCAUAGGAUCCAUACGAGAUUUAUUGGGAGCCAUCAGCGAUUACUAUCAACUCCCAUAGGAUCCAUACGAGUUUUAUUGACGACUAGCACCAAUGCAACACUGGCCACAUCCAUCAGAAAACAUCCUCCACAACAACACACCACCAUCUCCCGAUGAAUUUCACUCAUCUCCUACGAUCGUUUACGAAUACAAGCUCAGCUCCCAAAGGCAGAGCAGUUCACGCCAUGCUUAUCAAAUCUGGGGUCUUCCCAGAUGUUUAUACGUACAACCAUCUAAUCACAAUGUACUGUAAAACAAACCGUAUUAAUGAUGCGCGCCUGGUGUUCGAUAAAAUGCCUCAAAGAAACCUUAUUUCUUGGACGACUUUAAUUUCGUCUUAUUCUCAUAUGGGUUUCUCGGAUGAAGCUUUGGAUUGUUUUAGAUCAAUGGUAGCUGAUGGUUUUACUCCGAAUCACUACACCUACGUCAGUGCUUUAUCUGCCUGUGCUAACUUAGGGGUUUUGAUCACAGGUAAAGAAAUUCACGCAAUGAUUAUAAAGUUAGAGAACAAAUUAAACAGUUUUGUAGAAAACUCUUUGGUUAAUUUCUACGGAAAAUGUGGGAUGCUGAAGAAUGCAAUGUCUAUUUUUAAUGAAAUUUUGGACCCAAACGAGGUUUCUUGGACUUCACUCGUUUCAUGUGCUUGUCAAUGUGGAGAAUACUUAGAAGGAUUAAAGAUUUUCUCCAAAUCCCACAAAGCAGCAGUAAAGAUCAAUGAAUUUGCAUGUGCAACUGUUCUUGGUGCUUCUGCUGCUGUAGAAAACAUGAAUCUUGGCAUUCAACUCCAUUCAUACACAAUAAAAUGUGGAAUCAGAAUGGACCAAUUUGUCAUCACUGGAUUAGUUAACAUGUAUGCUAAAUGUGGUCAACUAGAAAUGGCUCUACAAGCUUUUCAUGAAGUCAACAACCCUCAUUUAACCACAUACACUGCACUCAUCCAGGGUUUUGUCCAACAAGGCAAAGGUAAAGAAGCCACUAAUCUUUUCCUUAAAUUACAUUCUUCAAAUCACAAACCAAACGAAAGAACAUUUGCAACUAUUCUUGGAGCUUUCAUUGACACAAAAGAAAUCAAAAUCGGGACACAACUCCACUCGUUAAUUACAAAACUCGGUUACAUUUCCUUCACCUUUGUCGGGAAUUCACUUAUCGACUUCUAUUCCAAAAACGCCCUUCUCCAAGAAUCUUUAAAGAUUUUCCAAGAAAUGACUCAACACGAUGUUGUCACAUGGAACACACUCAUUUCUGGACAUAUGAAUUUAAAUUGUCACGAAGAAGCUUUACAGCUUCUUCGUGACAUGUUGUUCAAAGGAUUUGAACUCAAUCUUUACUCUUAUUCAAGCAUUUUAAACAUAUGUGGCGAUCUGCCAGCUGUCGAGUGGGGGAAACAGACACAUGGAUGCAUCGUGAAGCACAGAUUUGAUUCAAAUGUUGUGGUUGGAAGUGCCCUUAUUGAUAUGUACGCGAAAUGCGGACGAUUAUCGAAUGCGCGUGUAAUUUUCGAUAAAUUUAAUUCGAAAAACAUCGUUUCGUGGAAUACAAUGAUAAAUGGAUACGCGCAUCAUGGUCAUGGUAAAGAAAGUUUAGAAAUUUAUGAUAUGAUGUUGAAUUGUGGAGUGAAACCUAAUAGUGUGACAUUUAUUGGUGUUUUAUCUGCUUGUGGUCAUUCCGGGCUUCUAGAAGAAGGGUUACACCAUUUCCGUUGUAUGAAAAAUUACGAUCUUACCCCUGGAACCGAUCAUUUAGCGUGUAUGGUUAAUUUGUUUUCGCGUAAAGGGCAAACGAAGUUGGCGUUGGAUUUUAUAAAUAGUUUUGAUAUUAAACCGGAUAAGGUGGUGUGGAGGUGUCUUUUAUCGGGUUGUAGAAUAAAUAAAGAUUUUGAAUUGGGAAAAUAUGCUGCUGAGAAAAUUCUUAGUAUUGAUCCGGAUGAUGUUUCAGCGCAUAUCAUGUUGUCGAAUAUUUAUGGUGAGUUAAAUAUGUGGCAUGAAAUUGCGAAAGUUAGGAAAGUUAUGAAAGAUAAGGUAUUGAAAAAGGACACGGGGUAUAGUUGGAUUGAGGUGAAGAAGAAAACGUAUUUGUUUUCUUCGGGGCAGGAUGGUAAUUUUGAAGCGGAGUGUGUAUCGGAAGUUUUGAAUGUAUUAAAUGAGCAAUUGUUUGAUGAAGGAUAUGUGCCUGGUGGCAUGUUAUAAGAGCUUUUAUUUGUUAUGUAGGACAAUACAAGACAUAUCCAGUUGUACUGAUUUUGACAUGCAUUGAAUUCAAAAUGAGGCCAAUGUAAAUUUUUUCCACAUUUAUGCAAGGUAAUAUUUUGUAUGUGCCUAUGCAUAGGCACAUCUCAUUGUCA